Messenger RNA from Mollisia scopiformis, 1541 nucleotides. Its product is annotated as anthranilate phosphoribosyltransferase. The record is from RefSeq and is a predicted model, not a curated record. Lineage: Eukaryota; Fungi; Ascomycota; Leotiomycetes; Helotiales; Mollisiaceae. Gene Ontology annotation, cellular component: cytosol. Bases 84 to 1331 code for a protein of 415 amino acids. Gene Ontology annotation, biological process: L-tryptophan biosynthetic process. Gene Ontology annotation, molecular function: anthranilate phosphoribosyltransferase activity. The transcript is spliced from 2 exons.
AUCAAAAUGACUCAAGUCUAGAACGACGUGUUUCCUCUAGACAUGUGCAUUCUCUUGUCAUAAAUUCAUUUCUUGGUACGAAAAUGUCAUCCCAGGGGACAGUCGUCGAGCCUGGUGCUCCGCAGCAUGUUUCGAUCACCCCUCUGCUGAAAAGACUCUGGCCAUCGCCAGCAGAGAAUAACGUGACCGUGGACGAGAUCGCAUUGGCAAUUGAACACAUCUUCACGGGCCAAUUGUCGCCGGUUCAAACUGGUGCUCUUCUUACUUGUUUGCACUUCACGGGCUGGGAUCGAAGAGCAGAUAUCAUCGCAAAAUGUGCGCAGGUCAUGCGAGCAUUCGCCUCUCCCAUAGACAAUACCAAACUAGAUAAAGUCGUCAAGGCAAGAGGGCGACCUGAGGGCCAAUAUCACGGGGGGCUAUGUGAUAUUGUUGGCACUGGCGGCGAUUCUCAGAACACUUUUAAUAUAUCAACCACUUCUUCUAUACUCGCCUCUUCCUUGCUGCUUAUGAGCAAGCAUGGGAAUCGAUCUGCUACUUCCAUGUCGGGAUCGGCUGAUUUACUCCAAGCUGCUCAACCCAGAGCUCCAAAUCUGAUGAAAGUCACGCCGGAGACAAUAUCUAGCAUCUACGAGAAAACCAACUAUGCCUUUCUAUUUGCUCCUGUCUUCCAUCCUGCUAUGAAAUAUGUGGCUCCGAUUCGGAAAGAGCUUGGUUGGAGAACUAUCUUCAACUUGCUCGGUCCUCUUGCCAAUCCUCUGGAAGGGAGUCUUGAAGUUCAUCUUCUGGGAGUGGCUCGCAGAGACAUUGGUCCUGUCUUUGCCGAUGCACUGAAAAUGAAUGGUGCUAAGAAAGCUAUGGUGGUCUGUGGUGAAGAAGAUCUCGAUGAGAUCAGUUGUGCAGGUCGGACUUUCUGCUGGAGAUUGGUGGACCGGUCAACUCACGAGAACUCCUCGGCAGAAAACAUCGACAUUGAGAGCUUUACUAUCACUCCUCAUGAUUUUGGACUCGCAGCUCAUACGUUGAAAGACGUCUCCCCAGGCAAAGGACCAGCCGAAAAUGCCAAGAUCUUGUUGAACAUCCUCAACAACAAACUCGCUUACGAUGACCCUAUUCUGGAUUUUGUUCUAAUGAAUACCGCUGCCUUGUUUGUCGUCUCUGGAGUCUGUGAGGCUGACACAAGCGAUAUGGGUCCUGGUGAUGACGGCAAAGUUGUGAAGGAGAGAGGUCCAGGAGGAGGUAGAUGGAAAGAAGGAGUAAGAAGAGCCCGGUGGGCUAUUGAAAGUGGUGCAGCUCUGAGGCAUUGGGAACAGUUCGUGGAAGCCACCAAUUAGUCGUUGAGAUGGCUGUAUUUCUCAAUGCCAAAAGUUUCGUCGGAUUAUAGAUCUUUGGUUUCCUAGAUAGACCGAAAGAGAUAGGGCUUGGUUAUCCUAGCUAUUGUAAGCAUUACCGGCAUGAGCAAAGGGUAGCUUCACUAUGAAUGGAACAAAAAGUCUUGCUUUCAUGACUCAUGCUGCAGAGACGAUUAUCCUCCACCUUCAUAG